AUGCGUACGCACCUCAACGUACGUGCAACUGUGACCGUCGUCGAGAUGCGCGACCCUACUGCGGCGCCGAAUACUGCGCAUUGGGGGAUCAGCAUAGUUCCGACUUCGGGAACGACGCAGGUGGUGUACCUCACCGGAACCGAUUGGACGAUGCAUUGGGAAGAGGCGGUCGAUAUGGUGACGUUCCUCCGCGGAGCAACAAACGAACCUCCCCUGCACUACUCCCUCUUGAUACACGAUAAGGCCGACUUCAUGCGUCUCUUAUACUACUGCUCUAACAUAAGGAUGUACAUGUAUACCGGGACCGUCCUGGCUUAG
Messenger RNA from Trametes versicolor FP-101664 SS1, 318 nucleotides. RefSeq lists its product as uncharacterized. The coding region runs from base 1 to 318 and encodes 105 amino acids. The transcript is spliced from 4 exons. The record is from RefSeq and is a predicted model, not a curated record. NCBI's taxonomy places the organism in Eukaryota, Fungi, Basidiomycota, Agaricomycetes, Polyporales, Polyporaceae.